GAUUGUAACCGAUCGAGCCAUCAGGAACUUAUGUGCUACGGUGGAAAACUUGAUGCUGUUAGUCAAACUUGGCAAUUGGCAUUAGACGACAACGCCUUUCAUCUAGACUACCCACGUAAAUCUGCCACCCCCUCGCGAAUUCCCGUCGUCGCUCCGGCGUGCCCUUCCCCGGAGUUAUCCAUGACCCUCGUUGCUGAGGUGUCAACCACAUGCCAGGCGCAAGGAUGAGAAAGAAAUCUAAUAGUAGAAGAAUUAACCCCCUACCUCAACAACCUUCAAUGGCUUCUGCCUCUCCUUUUCUUCUCCAUUACAGAAAGAUCUCCGUCCUUGUCUUUUUAAUCCUAGUUGUUUGUUUAAUAGUUUUUUUAAAUACUUCAUCGACAAAGGAAGGCGUGUUUCAAUCCGAUAUGCCGUCUAAUCAGCUUUACACAGUCGAAGUGAUCAAUGAGUUCCCUCACGAUCCUGGCGCCUUCACGCAGGGACUGCUGUAUGCAGAAAAUGAUACCCUAUUUGAGUCUACUGGAAUGAAUGGGGCUUCAUCUGUUCGGAAGGUCACUCUGCAGACUGGCGAGGUUGAGGCUAUUCAGAAAAUGCAGUACUCUGACUUUGGGGAGGGCUUAACUCUUCUUGGUGAUAGGUUGAUUCAAGUAACUUGGCGGCAGAGUACUGGUUACAUAUAUGAUCGGCAUAAUCUGAGCAAAUUUGAGAAGUUCAGCCAUGGUAUGCCCGAUGGUUGGGGAUUGGCAACUGAUGGGAAAGUCCUUUUUGGAAGUGAUGGAUCUUCUACCCUGUAUCAGAUUGAUCCUCAAACUAUGAAAGUAGUUAAAAAACAAAUUGUAAACUAUCAAGGUGAUGAAGUGCACAGACUAAAUGAACUAGAGUAUGUUUAUGAUGAAGUUUGGGCAAAUAUUUGGAUGACUGACUGUAUAGCUAGAAUAUCACAUAAAGAUGGCUCAGUGCUUGGAUGGAUUCUCCUCCACAAUUUGAGAGAAGGAUUGCUACACAAUUUGAAGCAAAUUGAUGUCUUAAAUGGCAUAGCAUGGGAUAGGGAUGGUGACCGUCUUUUUGUCACAGGCAAAUGGUGGCCGAAGCUUUAUGAGAUUAAGUUGCACCCGUUGAAGACACCAUUCAACGGAGACAUUAAGCAGAUCUGCAUGCCCCCGGCAUUUCCUUUUUCAUAGUCCCCAGUGGAUAUUCUUCUGCAAAUUCUAAAUUAUUGUGUUAGUACAUCAAUUUUUUGCAGAUUUUGUAUAUGUACUUGCUGUUGGUAUAUUAACUUGUCCCAUGCCUAGAACAGAAGCAAAUUUGUAGCUGACUAGCUGCUGCCUGGUCAACUCGAUUAUUAUAUGGGCUAGAGCAAAAUGCAGCUCAAGUAGAAGAGAAACUUUACCUUAUAGCCUUACUCUCCUGCUCAUCUUUUCUUUUGACUUAUGAUAGAACUGCUACUUUAAAUUUUAUAUCCUAUUAAUGCAAAGUUUUAUUUUCACA
Molecule: messenger RNA, 1488 nt
Organism: Nicotiana tabacum (common tobacco)
Lineage: Eukaryota; Viridiplantae; Streptophyta; Magnoliopsida; Solanales; Solanaceae
Product: glutaminyl-peptide cyclotransferase
Molecular function (GO): glutaminyl-peptide cyclotransferase activity
Source: RefSeq, a predicted model, not a curated record